Messenger RNA from Triticum dicoccoides, 2678 nucleotides. RefSeq names its product pentatricopeptide repeat-containing protein At2g17210-like. The record is from RefSeq and is a predicted model, not a curated record. Gene Ontology annotation, biological process: RNA modification. The coding region runs from base 22 to 1995 and encodes 657 amino acids. Gene Ontology annotation, molecular function: protein binding; RNA binding. Lineage: Eukaryota; Viridiplantae; Streptophyta; Magnoliopsida; Poales; Poaceae. The transcript is spliced from 2 exons.
UCUCUCUCUCUGUCCGCCGGAAUGGCAACGGCGGCAGCGGCGGCGGUGCGGCGCAGCCUCGGCGCCGCAGGCCCGGACCUCUCCGUCGCCCACCUCUGCUGCCCCUCGACCCCCACCACCUACAACGCAGCCCACCUCCCACCCACGCCUGCCACCCUCCUCGCGCUCCUCCGCCGCGCGCCAGCCUCGCAUCCCCACGCCGCCGCGCACGUGCACGCCUGCCUCCUCAAGACGGCCUACUUCCGCCCGGGGGGCUGCACCGUCCCCAACUCGCUGCUCGCCUCCUACGCAACGUCCGGCGACUCCCUUGCCGCGGCGAAGCUGUUCGACGAAAUGCCCCUCCGGGACGUCGCGUCCUGGACCUCCAUGAUGCGGGCGCACCUCGCGGGGGGCUCGGCUUCCCAGGCCCUGUGCAUGUUCAGGGACAUGUUAACUGCCGGUGGCAGCGUGCCUGAGCCGGACGGGGUCGUCCUUGUCGUCGCCCUCCGUGCGUGCGCCGAGCUCGAGGACCUGGCACUUGGAGCCUCCCUGCACGCUGUCACGGAGCGCCGUGGGCUGCGGGGCGCCGAUGUCUUCAUCGACAACUCGCUCGUCGACAUGUACGCAAGGUGCCUCGACCUAUGGUCCGCCAGGAAGGUGUUUGACACGAUCCCGUGCAGGAACGUGGUGUCCUGGAACACCAUGCUCUCUGGACUCGCGCGCGCCGGCCGCGCGGCCGACGCGCUGGACCUUCUCGCCUCCUUGUCAUUGCUGAAAGAGGGUGACAUCGGCUUCGACGAGACGACGCUGGUGGUGCUGCUUCAGCUGUGCAAGAGGCUUGAGGGCGGCCAGGCCAUGUGGUGCCGGUCUGUCCAUGCCGUGGCCAUCAGGAGGGGGCUCCUAUUGUCCUCGACAGGCUUGCCUCUGUUGAACGCCCUGCUGGAUGCCUACGCCAAGUGCGGCCUGCUCGAGCACACGCUCAGGCUGUUCCGUGGCAUGCCCGAGAGGAACAUUGUCACGUGGAGCACCGUCAUUGCUGGAUGCACCUACAACGGCCGACCGGGCGAUGCGAUCGCGUGCGCCGUCGCAAUGAGGGAGGCUGGGGAAAUUCCCAACUCGGUCACCAUACUGAGCGUCCUCGAGGCAUGCGCAGACUGUGCGGAGAUGGCAGCGUCGAGAUGCGCCCACGGCAUGGCGCUCAGGAGUGGGCUAGCCUUGGAGCGGGACGUCAGCAACGCUCUGGUGGACAUGUAUGGAAAAUGCGGCAACCUGGCUGCGGCGAUGAGGGUGUUCAAUGCGAUGCCUCGAAGGGACGUGCUCACCUGGAACUCCAUGAUCAGCGCGCUGGGGAUGAAUGGCCGCACACGUGAUGCCCUCGCCCUCGUCGACAGGAUGGAGCAGGAAGGGGACAUCACGCCGAAUGGUGUCACGAUGCUGGCCGUGCUGUCGGCAUGCGCGCACGGAGGUCUGGUGGAGGAGGGUGUGGCCUGCUUCGAGAGGAUGACGGCGACACACUCGGUUGAGCCACAGGUGGAGCACCUAUCGUGCAUCGUCGACAUGCUCGCACGUGCAGGGGACCUUGAGGGGGCCGCUAGGGUCAUUGAGGAGAGGAUAUCCACCACCAGCAGUCCAGCAGCCUGGAGCGCGCUGCUAAGCGCCUGCAGAGGCCACAGCAGCGACUCGAAGGUCGUCCGUAAUGCUGCCUGCCGUGUCCUGGAGUUGGAGCCGGGCAAUGCGGCGGGGUACCUGAUGUCGAUGGGCGUGCCCAGCGCUGGCGAGACGGCAGCCCGGUUGCGGCAGCUGAUGAGGGAGAGGGGAGUAGGGGUGACUGGCGGACACAGCAUGGUGCAGGUGGGGCGCGAUGCUCACAGCUUCAUGUCGUGGGACGGAUGCCACCCUGACAGAGCGCAGGUUUACUCCAUGCUACAUCUCCUGCAUCAACAGAUGCUGCCGCCUACUCCUCCACAUCCAAAUCACCAUCAUCUUACCUUAUUAUCAUGUACACCAGUGUCAUGAUUAAGGUUCGCCACCGGCUCCAUGAGAUACUGUGGAAUGGGUUCAAACUUUAUCACCGCGCUCAUUGACGGCCUCUGCUGCACGCACCGGAAUACCACCUUGCACAUCCUCUCCACCAGCCCUUUGCAACGUGAGUCAUGGCGGACCGUUGCCAUCAUGAGCUCCAUCAGCUUGCCGGCUUCAUACCUGGCCCACACGACAAUGGGGAACCAUUGCUGGCUGCUCUUCGGCAUGGCAUCGGCGUCUUGGUUACUACCAUGCUCGACGAUCUUCAGGAGGAGCAUGCCGAAGCUGUGGACAUCACACUUCCCGGUGAUGUGUAGCUCCAUCCAAACCUCCGGCGUGGCGUACCCGAAAGUGCCGCGUCCGUGGGACAGAGAUGCGUCUUGGCACGAUUGACAAGGCUUGCGAGGCCAAAGUUGGCCACCUUCGGCCUGAGGGUGCCGUCGAGGAGGUAUCUUGCUGUUGCUAACUUGAAUGGAUUUGUCAUUUUUGAAUAGCCUAACUUGUUCUUCCUCCGAAAGGAUGGAUGAGUAAUAGAAAUAUCGUGAGUGUCAUUACCGGUGGCAACCGGUUGGUCUGCGUUUUUGGCAAGAGAAUAGCAGUGUUGUUCCUGUCAUCUUCUGGUUUACUUUAUGCUACCUAUUGCAUGAUAUUAGAUUAUGAUUAGACUUUAAACAUCA